Messenger RNA from Hippocampus zosterae (dwarf seahorse), 1883 nucleotides. RefSeq names its product E2F transcription factor 3 (gene e2f3). Lineage: Eukaryota; Metazoa; Chordata; Actinopteri; Syngnathiformes; Syngnathidae. Gene Ontology annotation, biological process: regulation of transcription by RNA polymerase II. Gene Ontology annotation, cellular component: RNA polymerase II transcription regulator complex. Gene Ontology annotation, molecular function: RNA polymerase II cis-regulatory region sequence-specific DNA binding; DNA-binding transcription factor activity, RNA polymerase II-specific; protein dimerization activity. The record is from RefSeq and is a predicted model, not a curated record. The transcript is spliced from 6 exons. The coding region runs from base 270 to 1142 and encodes 290 amino acids.
UCACUGCUCAUUGGUCGGCAGGGUUUACGUCACGAUUUAACAUCGGCUAGCUGCUUUGGUUAUUGCGGGUGCGAAUAUCAGGUUAGAAUUUCCCCCCCAAAAUUGUGAGUAUUAACGACAUCAAUUACGCUUUGUGCAAGAAGCAAGGCAGUGCAAACAUCUCCGUGCGUGCGUCGAUAAUUGUAUUAGAAUGGUCCAGGUAGGUUCUACGCGCGAGCUCGUGCGGGACGUUAAUUGCUAGCAGAAUAACCGCUGGAACGUUUCUGGACAUGCUGGGCGACGCAAUGAUCACAACUGAGGAAUCGGAAGAAACAACUGAAGAUUCGAAAGAUCGGACAUGCGAUGUUUCCUCCCGUAGAAAGCAAGAGUUAUCGAAUGCGUUCGAUGAGUCGCUGCAGGCGUCGCAGGCCGAACCACAGUCCUUAACCUGGUUGGAUCAAAGUUUUGAUGAGCCAGCAAAGCGAAGGGACCCAAGAUGGCAGAAUUAUGCCUUGGUGUCAAUUGUCUACGAGCCCAGCACAUUAGAUCCACCUACAGGAGAAGAAGCUACUCCCUAUCAUAUGAAUCCGCACAAUUUGAAAAGGUCGCGGAACGACACGUCGCUCGUUUUGUUGACAAGGAAGUUUUUGAGCAUGCUGCAGCAGUCGAAAGAUGGCGUUUUGGACCUGAACUUGGUGACCCAGGAACUCAACUCCUCCAAAAGACGUGUCUAUGACGUCACAAAUGUCCUGGAGGGGAUCAACCUAAUCAAAAAGAUAUAUAAGAAUCAUGUGCAGUGGUUGGGUGAUUGGCUCAACAAAGACACAAUUAAAAUGAUGAAUGACCUUUCUGAAAAAGAGAAGAAGCUGGACGAGCUGAUCAAAAGCUGCACGAGAGCAAUUCAUGGGAUAUGUGUGGACGAGCAGACCAGCAGGUUUGCCUAUGUGACUUAUGAGGAUAUUCAAAGCAUUCCCUUCAUGAGGGAGCAAACUGUGCUUGUGAUCAAAGGCCCCGAAGACACAACGCUGGACGUGACGCACCCAAAAGAAAGCUUGCAAGUCCACCUCAAGAGCACUCGAGGCCCAAUUGACGUGUUGAUCUGCUCGGACGAGCCUCUACCAAUGGAAGUCACAGAUGGGGAUUUGGAAAGCCACGCCCAAUAGAGACGCUGCCGCUGACUAAUUGUACAGCUCAUUUCUUCAGAUGCUCCUGAAAAGUGAACCCUGUUUUUAAAGAUGCCACUUUCCAAAAACAACAAGCCUGUUUACCAAACACGCACAACAACUCUGUUACAUUUGAAAGAAAAACUCCAUCCAAGACCCGCAGAACUUGGCCGCCUUCAUCACUGAAAAUGACCUCAUCACCGAUGGGCUUUUUAUCUCCCUCUGCUGAUAACGCGCCUUUUCCCUUUCGGUACUCCCCUUUGCAUCGGCCAUUGUCAUGCAAACUGUACAAUGUAUUUACUGGUACCUGAAUGUACCUAAAAUGGACUCACUGGUCUGAUAUGUAUAGAGUUAGUUGCAUCACAUACUGUACUUGACUGAAUUGUGUUUCAAAGUCACAUGAUGCAUAUUUAUCGCCUUGUCUCCAUGAAAUGACAUUUUCUGUCCAUCUGAGUGUCAAUGUCUGCAUACACUCAUGAAAUUGAUAACAUUGACUUCCAUCCUGACCGUCAACGGAUCCACGCAUUCAAAUCAUUGAGUCAUUGUCAACGGAAUCAAUUCUCUAUGCGCGUGUGAUGUGUGAACGUGGAAAGAUUUAAACACACUUCAAACUUUUUUUUUCAGCCAAGAGAACUUUCUGUUCUGUUCCCAGAUAUUCAUUUUAAAAUGGUAACAUUGCGUCUGUAAAGAGUGUGGGAGGAGGAGGCACCUGCUUGAAAAUAAAAAAGUGCCUUGAAAUAA